AUUUACAUUCUUUUGUAUUGUAAAUUUCCAGUUUGAUUACAAAUUUUUAACAUAGUAUAUAAUUUUAAAAAUAUAUUGACUGAUCUCAAAGUAUUGACCGAACAAAAAAUGGUCGUGGGCGCGUAUCCAAUUGCUAAAUUGUCUGUUUUACUUAUAAAACAAAUAAGUAAACCUAUAGCAAAUAUAUGCAAAGAGAGAGCCAAAAAUAGUCCAUUCUUCAGGACGUACGUUUGUAUGCCUCCAGCUCAGUUUUACAAUUGGUGUGAGGUGAAGGCAAAAAUGUGGAUCUUAAACUUGGGAAAACCAGUAAAUAUUCCUGUCCUCAGUCAAGAAAUGGCUAUAGAACUUGGAGCUAAUCUUCUUGGUGAAACUGUUAUUUUCGUUAUUGGUGCUAGUUUACUUGUUAUUGAAUAUAACAGACAGAGUAAAAAAGAAGCUGUGAAAGAAGCUAAGAAAGCUGAAGAAAUGGAACAUAUUACUAGCACAAUUAGAGAUUUGUAUUUCACUGUUCAGCAGCAGCAAACACAACUAAGAGAAAUGGAAAGACUUUUCCAUUCUUUAAGUGGUAAAAAAUCGAAUACAAAUCCUACUAGUGAAUCUUCUAAGGAGACUCCUCAGGCACCUUCAACAGGGCCUAAGUUGGAGAACAUUAACAAUAAUUUAACCCCAUGUGAUAAUACUAUGUUGUCAAACACACCAUACCCUAAUAAGGGAUUAAUUCUGCAGUCUCUAAACUACAUUCAAAUGGAUGUGUUCAGCUCAUUAUUUCCUGAUGAUACCAGUGAAAAUAUUCAGGAAACACAAGAUAAAGCUCAGUUUCAUAAUAGGCGUGAAUCUGCCUUUCUAUCACAAACUUUAUACAACAUUGAAAACAAUUUUAAAAGCUUGUUUUAAAAUGUUGAUAGCAAAUAUUCUAGAAUUCAUGCAACUUUCAAUGCUUAAAGUAAUGCAUAUAAUGCAUUUUCAAUGUGUAUGUACCUUAUUAGCA
Messenger RNA from Chilo suppressalis (striped riceborer), 988 nucleotides. NCBI's taxonomy places the organism in Eukaryota, Metazoa, Arthropoda, Insecta, Lepidoptera, Crambidae. The record is from the annotation of a GenBank genome assembly.